Messenger RNA from Seriola aureovittata, 1386 nucleotides. RefSeq names its product calcium uniporter regulatory subunit MCUb, mitochondrial-like. Lineage: Eukaryota; Metazoa; Chordata; Actinopteri; Carangiformes; Carangidae. The transcript has 8 exons. Gene Ontology annotation, molecular function: calcium channel inhibitor activity. Gene Ontology annotation, biological process: calcium import into the mitochondrion; mitochondrial calcium ion homeostasis. Gene Ontology annotation, cellular component: uniplex complex; mitochondrial inner membrane. Bases 168 to 1178 code for a protein of 336 amino acids. The record is from RefSeq and is a predicted model, not a curated record.
GGCUGGGCUGUGCCUCCCUCUGUCCCGUAGCUAUCACCACAUCUGUUGUUAUUUACACAUACAGCAGCCCGUUUUCAACCGGAACACCGGUCUCUGGUACGCUGUUUGUGGAAGUAUCUCUACCCGGUAUGUCCGAACAACACAGCUAAGACGGGCAACGGCUGACGAUGGCUUCGGUGCGGAUGGUCGGCAAAGUUGCGGCGAGACUUUUGGGAAGUCUUAAGCCUCUUCACUGCGGUCUCAAAACUACUCGUCCGGCUACAUUUCUUCAACAGGCUCAACAGAGGUGGCCUCUGCUUGGAAAUUGUCAGGCUCUUUUCUACAGUACCCUCCCGCCCUCCAGUGAUGUGUCUUUGAAGUACAAAUAUGGCCGUUUGGUUCUGGAGGUCCCGUUGCCAUCUAGGAAUGAGAAGUGUCUGUUCUUCCUCAGACCCAUGUUGAUGAGUGUAGGAGACCUGAUCACAGAUCUGCAGAGAGAGGACCCUGGAGUUACCGCUUCUGUUUUCUCCAAGGAGGGAGAUCGUGUUGCCAACACCACGCUGAUAGAUGCUCUGCUGGACAAGGACUUCCAGCUCGUCAUCAACGAUGCAGUCUAUGACGUCCAGUCGCCUGAAAAGGUGUGUACGUCAAGCGAGCACGCCAUGGAGCUGGAGGACAUGAAGCAUGUUGUGCAUCUGCUACACACAGCACUCCACCUGCCUGAACACCACCUGCUGAAAGAGAGGGAGCUGCUGGAGAAACUGGACAACCUCAAACAGGAACUUUCACCUCUAGAAAAGAUGAAGGCACAGCUGUCCCAUACAGCAGAGUUCCAGUCAUCCAAGGUUCUCUGGACCGGCAUGGCCCUGUUAUCUGUGCAGGGUGGUGCUCUGGCCUGGCUCACUUGGUGGGUCUAUUCAUGGGAUGUAAUGGAGCCCGUCACUUACUUCAUCACCUACGCCACCAGCAUUGGAGCCUUUUCCUAUUACGUCCUUACCAAACAGGAUUAUUUGUACCCAGAUGCUAAAGACAGACAGUUCCUGCGUUACUUUUAUAAGGGGGCCAUUAAGAAGAAAUUCAAUGUGAACAAAUACAAUGAACUGAAGGAUGAACUGGCUCAGGUGGAGGAGGACCUGAGACGUCUGAAAUAUCCAACUCAAAUGCAGCUGCCACUUGAACAGAUCCAGCAAAAGCCAUGAACGAAGCCAAGCCACGACGAGGCGUCACUCACACUAACACACUUCCAGAGCAAAAACAUUUCUUUGCUUUUUUUUGAUAAUGGCCCCUUUUCAACGAGGAAUCCAUAUCACUCUGUGUUUUUGUUUACAAUCUUGAUAAUGAUUCCAAUUAUAUCUUUGAAAAAUAUACAAACUCUGAGGUCUAUUGAAAUAAAAAGUAUUUCCUCAA